Messenger RNA from Elaeis guineensis (African oil palm), 781 nucleotides. NCBI's taxonomy places the organism in Eukaryota, Viridiplantae, Streptophyta, Magnoliopsida, Arecales, Arecaceae. The record is from RefSeq and is a predicted model, not a curated record.
AAUUACCGAGAAUUCAUGUGGGGCCCGCCUAUAUACACCAGCUCCUCUCGAUUCAAAGCCCCACGCGUUCAUUUCGAACCCAGGCUGGCUCUCCGCUGCUCCACCGCCGGGGUUUUGGUGAAGGGGAUUCUUCGCUCGCCGUCUGAUUCGAUUCUUCAUGAAAUUGUCUUAAUUUAGACCAUCCAGGGCACCAUGGGAACUGAAGACUCUAAAGAUGUAUUGAAAAACAUGGAUUGGAAAACAGUGGGCGGUGCUGUCCCUGGUCAACCAAGUGUGCCGAUCACAAAAAAGCGGCUUCCAAAGAAAAUAAGACAAGUCCCUGACUACUAUUUUCUUCCUCGGCGAUCACUACCUUCUGCUAUUGCUGUCUAUGGCGCAAUCUGUGCAGCUGGAGUUGGUGCUGGGAUGCUAGUGGAGGUUUGGAUAAACAAAAAGAUUAAAGAGGAUGGUGGCAUCGUCUGGGAGAUGGACUGAAUGGGCUGAGCAUAUUUACAGGUGACAGUUGGAGAUGCUCCAAAGUUUUCUAACAUACUCAGAUGCAAAGAUGCUUUAUUAGCUUGAAAUGGAUCAUCUCUAACUCUAUGUCGUGAUCGUGGCCAAGAUGGUUCCAUUUGUUUCACUCCAUAGGCAUUAUGCGGUGUUAUGUUGUUUCUUUUUCAUCCCUAGCUUUUUUAAGCCUUCUCUGGAUUCUUCUUUUCUGGAAAUUAAGUAAUUUAUUGAGUUAUUCAUGUUGCUCAACAGUUUGGCACUGAUUGGAAGCUAGUAACUUUAUGGUGAUGAA